CUGACUUGGAAUCAUCCCUCCUUUUAAAGGAUGCUCUGCUUUUCUUCCUUUCCUUCACUCUUCAAUAAGCUCACCUCCCCAUAAACACACACACACACACACACACACAUUGAGAGAGAUUGGUGUUUCAGUUUCAUGAAAUGGCCAAGAAUCUCUCAUUACAUGAUUUUGCAGAUGAAGAAGACUACAUAGACAUGGAGCUGACUUCUUCACCCUCUACCACUCUUUGUUGCUCCUCAAACUCUUCUCCACAAAGCAGAGAAUUUGAGUUCCAAAUGUCUCUAACUUGUGGCGAGAAAGAAACCACCACUUUCCCAGCUGAUGAGCUCUUCUACAAAGGCAAACUCCUCCCUCUCCACCUUCCCCCACGGCGGCUAAUGGUGGAGAACCUCCUUCUCCAGAGCUCCACCACCACAUUUGAUAUUACCAAAGAGCCCUUCGAAGAAGAUCAGUGUUACUACUCAAUGCCAUUCCCCACUUGCUCAACAGCACCUUGCACCAACACUUUGAACACUCCAUCAGAUUCUUGCAACAUUUCUCCAUCAGAAUCUUGCAGGGUGAGCUCUGAGCUGAACCCUGAUGACUAUUUCUUUGAAUGGUCCACUGAAUUAAGCAGCUUCAUCAAUAAUCACCCCACAAAACAGUCAUGGUCCAGGAAGCUGAAGCUGAUUAAGCAUUCCAUUCUUGGUCAGAAGCUGAAAGCUUCAAGGGCUUAUCUGAAGUCUCUAUUCAGCAAGUCUAAUUGCUCCCACGAGUCCUCCGCCAAGGCUAAUUGUAAUGCAGGAGCUCAAAACUUACCAAAACCUGAAGAAGCUUCAGCUUCAAAUAAGUACUUCAAGAUUUCCAGGGAAAAACCUUUCGGUAGAGCUCCGUAUCCAACGACAGUAGGUACUACAAUGAGCAACAUUGAUAAAGAGGACAAUGUCCGCAGGAGGUCAUUUUCCAGUGCAAUUAAACAACAUUCUCCGACCAAGUGCUUAUCUUCAUCCUCGUCGAAUUCUUCAUCCGGUGCUUCCUCUUCAUCAUCAUCAUUUUCGCUUAAUUCGAAUGGUUUUCAUGAGCUACAUUUUCUUAGGAGGAGCAGCAGUGCCACUGAGAUUGAGGGGUCAAUUGAGGCAGCCAUUGCUCAUUGCAAGAAGUCUUACCAGCAGAUUCUUGAUUCAAGAAACUCACCAAGGGAGCCUGGAAUUUGUUCGUUUUCUCCCUCCAGGAUUCAUUGCAGAUGACGAAUAUUCAAAAGGGACCAGGUCUUUGUAGCAUUUGAUGGUUUCCAUAUUACAUAAUCUAAGAGAAAAUCCAAAUCUGGACAAAUAAAAAAUUAGCAUAUUUGUGAUGUUCAAUCAUUUGAGAUUUUGGAUUAUACUGCACAUAAUUUAGACAAGUAUCUAGAUUGCUUCUGUAUAGACUUGCUGUAACAACUUAAGAGUUCAUGCUGUAUUCAAUAAAAUUGAUGGUUGUGGCAGUUUCUUGUUCAUCAAUAUCUGUAAUUGUACUCCAAAAGAUUGUAUCUUUCAAAGAUAUGGCACUAUUUGUUUAUACUA
Sesamum indicum (sesame) is the source of this 1541-nucleotide messenger RNA. RefSeq names its product putative membrane-associated kinase regulator 4. Gene Ontology annotation, molecular function: kinase inhibitor activity. The record is from RefSeq and is a predicted model, not a curated record. Gene Ontology annotation, cellular component: plasma membrane. Lineage: Eukaryota; Viridiplantae; Streptophyta; Magnoliopsida; Lamiales; Pedaliaceae.